AUGACUAUGGAGACUUUACACGAAACCACAGAUUUGAAUAUUCUCACGGACGAGUUGCGACGUUUAAUUGUGGGCCGCGAUAUUCCCCUUCCCAGAAACGAUAACGAUGAUCUGAAGAUCAAGUUCCAAUAUAUGGAUGAGAGGGGCGCCAUCAAUCUCCAACGUCCUCCCAAGUACUCGUAUCUGCAAGAGUAUUUCGAACGGAGAUUCAAAUUACAAUUGAAUAUAUAUUACACAACGUCCAGCAAGGAGUUGAUGAUUCAGAUAAGAUCUCAGCCAGACCUGGAACACGUGGUGGCAUUGCAUGAGAGGAACAACAAGAAAGGAAGGCUGAAGUUGAUCUUGGCCAAGAAACGAGAUCAGGACCAGUUUUAUAUCCCCCCUCAGGGCAUCUAUCAUGGAGUCCAAGAGACGGCCUUGUCUGAGACAUCUUCGGUCUUCUCAACUGGCUCCACUUCCUACAAUCACUACGGAAAUAACAGUAGAUUAGGAGAAGAAGAGUACAAUCGAAUAGGAACUCCAUUAGCACCUUCUCAAUGGAGAGAAAGCAGAUGUUUGGGACGAGGGAGCUUCGGAACUGUGUACGUUUGUCUGAAUGUCGAUACGAAUGAACAAUUGGUCGUGAAGAAAAUUCAGUUUGGAACCAAUUUGAGGCAUCGUAACAGACGAUUGGCCUCCUUGGAGAAUGAGGUGAACUUGCUGAGUACUCUCAGACAUCCCCAUGUCGUUCAAUACCAUGGAUGCGCAAAACUGCAGGACUGUUUUUGCAUUUUCAUGGAGUUCAUGACGGGAGGAACUCUCAAAGAGCAGGUUGGAAUUAUUCGAAUAUUUUUUAAAUGAGAUCAUGGCAUUAUUUUCACCUUUUUAUAAGAGGUUUAUUUUAGAUAACCGAAAUGGGAGCUUUAAACCAAAACUUCACCAUCGACUUCACCGCCCAGAUCCUGAGUGGCCUGGCCUAUCUCCAUGGCCGUAAUAUCAUCCACCGAGAUAUAAAAUCGGCCAAUAUUCUUCGUCAUACCAGAGCUCUAGUAAAGAUCGCUGACUUUGGAUCUGCAAUGUAUUUGCAAGCAAUAUGCAGUGAGAAUGGGGUAGAUAUUCAUGGAACUCCUCAUUACACCGCCCCUGAGAUCAUUCUAAACACACGACGGUACGAUCAGUCAUCUGAUAUUUGGAGUUUAGGUAGGAGAUUACUGUAGUUUAUAGUCAUCAUGUGUCUAGGAAUAUGUGUGGUGGAGAUGCUGACCACCAAAACUCCAUGGCAUGAUGUAGAUCCUUCAGCUGUCCAUAUAAAGAUUGGAUAUGAGGCCUUGGAUCUUAAAUUACCUCCUCGGAUCAAUGCGAACUUGGAGUUGGCUAUCUUGAAGAUGUUGGACAAGACGCCAGAGAGUCGACCGUCCGCCGAAGCACUACUAAAAAUGGCUCCAUUCAGUUCGAUUGAGGCCUAA
Bursaphelenchus xylophilus (pine wood nematode) is the source of this 1445-nucleotide messenger RNA. Lineage: Eukaryota; Metazoa; Nematoda; Chromadorea; Rhabditida; Aphelenchoididae. The record is from the annotation of a GenBank genome assembly.